CCAAAAGCAAGAUGGAUGCUAUGGGUGCUGUGACAAUUGAUCCUGCCGCUUCAAUUCGACCUGUUACACAAAGUAACACAUUAAUUCAGCAAACGAAUAAACAAACAUUUUUUCAUUACACACCUGAAGAUGAUUGUUUUUAUCUUGUAACUUGCAAAAAUAUUUUACAAGAACCGUUCUUAGAUAACCAUGUUUAUGAUCAUGGAUUUUUUUUCAGCAAUUCAGUUGCAAAAUAUUACGUUACAUGCAAAUAUAUUCCACAUUCUUUGAUUAUAAGUUUAUUGAAUAAAGAAUUAUGUAGAAUGGAUCAUGGCGCAAUUAAUUUGAAUCGAAAAGAAUCAUUAUUUUUGAGUCAAAAGUUCAAUUUAGAGCAAGACUUGAAACAAAUUCUUCCUUCACACCUAAUAGAGCAUAAUAUUCCUGAAAGGAAAGAUGAUAUAAAUUUUCAUGUUAAUAAUAUACCGACAACACGAACAACCGUUCAAACUAAUUUUGAUAAUAACUUAUCGUUUAAUGAUAAUUAUUUUGCCAACCAAAGAGUAAAUGCGGUUGGAGGUUACACUCAUGUCAUUGACUCACAUUUCAAUAAUAGUAUCCCACAACAAAUUCUCGAAAGAGAUACGAGACCAGAUUAUAAUGGAAAUAUAAAUUCAUUCCAUGACAAUAUUGCAAUGACAACACAAACAGACUCAAUAACUAAUGAUCAAACCAAUUUCAAUAGCUCGCACCACCAAAAUGGAGUUGAAAGUUUUCAAAUUCCCGAUGAUGAUCACCAAGAUGUUGACUAUACUCAUAACUCACAGCAACAAGUUGAUCUCGCCAAUUUCCCACAAUAUCAUAUUCUUGAGAGUAAAGAAAAUAUUGAAAAUUAUGUGACAUCAGUAGUUCCAAUGGCAGAUACUAAUCAAAAUUAUAUCGAUAAUGACUUACCACGCAAUGAUCGCAAUGAUCACAAUUAUCGCCAAAAUGUAUAUACUCAUCAGCAAGUUGAGCUAUCCGAUUUUCCAUCACAACACAUUCCUGAAACGAAACUGGAUUUUGAUAAUGCGUUUGAUGGAAAUAUUGGGAAUGAUUUAACUAUAACACAAGCUGUUCCAGAUUAAAAUUAUUAAAAUGGGUAAUGCGAUAUUUAAUAUAUAUCCUAAUUACCGUAUUCGAUUUUUAAAUUUUUUCCUUAUUAUAAUUAAUACCAUAAAAUUAUAAAUAACCUUAAUAAAUAUCAAGCAUUCAAAUAUUAACAAAAUUACCAGAUUGAUUAACGUUAAGCUUAAACAUAUUUAUUAUUUAUUUAUUUUCUUCUGGAACCGGAAGUGACAGAACCAGCAUUUAAAUUAUUCUAAGUUAUCUCCAUUUUUAAAACAUUGUUAAAAUUUAUAAAUACAACAGAACAUUAACUUUUGGGAUAGGUUGAUUUUUG
Rhizophagus irregularis DAOM 181602=DAOM 197198 is the source of this 1417-nucleotide messenger RNA. RefSeq lists its product as uncharacterized. The record is from RefSeq and is a predicted model, not a curated record. Lineage: Eukaryota; Fungi; Glomeromycota; Glomeromycetes; Glomerales; Glomeraceae.